AUGGUCCGCCACGACGAAUUGCAAGACCAGAUGGACCUAUGCAGUCUGAUCUCGACAGCCGUGAAUCCUGCGAGACGGCGUCUGAGGAGCGUUCACGAAGUGGAGGUCGCACGCAUAGUAGAAUUAGCAGUCGAAAACUCGCGGCUCCAACAGACCAGCCAGGCCAGCCAGGCCAAUGCAGCCGCUCCGAGCACCGACAAAGAAGCUAAGGCCCUGCGCGAGGAAAAUGCACAUCUUGGGGCCGAACUCAAGGCCAUGCGCUAUGCACAUGAGCGACGGAAAAUGGAAGCCCGUGAUCUACUCAAUACGGCUAUUUUGGACAGAAAAGUCCUAACCGACAAGAUUACCGAACUCGAAGUGCUGGAAGCCAAGGAAGAGAGGCGGAAGAAUAAAGCUUCGGGACGGAGCUUUCUCCCGCCCGCCGGCAUCCGGCCACAGCAAGCGCCCGGCCAAGAGCGCAGGUCACUCGAAGCGAUGGCGCAUCUUUUGGACUCGUACCACGACAAGCUAACCAGCAUUGCGGACCUAGGGGUCGAGCAAGAACAGUUGUUAUUGUCAAAAGUCGAGGUAGCGAUCGAGGACCUCGGGAAGCAAGAGAUCCUGGCCGGCGAGGCUAUAGCUUCGCUGGAAGAAAGGGUCUUCUCAGAUAGCAAAUCCCUCAUUCAAGUUCGGGCCGGGUUCCCCAAAGACCUCGUCGAGUGGCUUGCGAAACUAGUGCCUUGCGUAGAAGAGCUGACACGUAGAAUUCGGGCUCUUGAUGCACAACAGUGGAGGGUUUCUCGACAACUGGACACUAUAACCAGCAUUCGAGGCGUGGCCAAGGCUCCUAAUGAUGAGCUGCUCAAGGUCAAACGAUCCUUCUACAUACUCCGCCGCCAGAUCAAGGCUCAUUUUGCUACUGCCCUUGACGUUUAUGGCAAGUUACGCGAUAAGGAGGGGAUUGUUGCCGACGUAAUUCUCAAGGAAACUACAGGCGCCCUGCGCAGUCUACCUGAGGAAGAGAUGAAACCACUUAUUGACGCCCAUUACACCGAGGUUGGUGCCGUCAAAGACCUUGACAAAGCACUCAAUGAAGCGCGUGGAACGUACCACUGGAAGCUAGAGAGACUUCGGACUUCCGUCGCUCAAGAAGUGUCCGACUACCAGGACAAAAUAUCCGGUUAUGAACGGAAGCUGGCCGACAUGAGCAAGCAACAGGUUCAGCCCGACACGACGAGCAAAGAUAUCCCAGCCAUCAAGUCUCGCAUCUCACGUCUCCGGGGAGAACUCGAAGCUAAGGAGCGGCUUGCCGAGAACGUGAACGAUUUGAAUCAGCACAUCCGAUCCGAAGAUCAACUCCUCCACUUGCGCGAUACCGAGCUUGUGGGCCUCGAAAACCAGAGGCUUAAUCUCAUCGAUGACCUUGUUCAUGAACUCUUUGAGAAAAAGAAUCAUGGUGCCGCGCAAACCCUUCGACGACAGAUCCGCUACCUAGGUGACAGACGAACCUCGAAAGAUUAUCAGAAGAUUGACCUGAAAUCAUCCUCCACCCUGGAGAGCCUUGGUAUCAAGAGCGAUGCCGGGGUGAUUGAAGAUUUGGCAAAGGGGAUGAUCCGAUGGCGAAACGAGAGAGGGCUGACCCUCGGCCUAGCUUAUCAAUAUCUCCGAAUCCUUCAAAGCCAGCUAGGGUACUAUGACGUGAAGAUCGACAAUGUUGAGACCGAGAUAGAAACCCUCUUAUCCGACCUCUCGAAGAGAGCUGGCACAAACGACCCCAAGCCAACUCCCAAACUACGACUUGACCGUAGUGAGGACGCUGGGUUCCAAACAACCCCGACAAAGGGUCCAAUCGACCCAAGUAAGCGAACCAAGGCACCUCGGCCCAUGAAGGCGCGUGUCAGCGAUCAGAGAGAAGAAAACGAUCCUAGAGAGGAGUCACCCGAGUGUGAAGAAGGAGAGCCGGUCGAUCAAAACGAAGACGAAUGCGAUGAAGGGGAUUCCGAAGGCCCUAAGCUGCCCAAAGGUCACGAUUCUCUACGCAGCGCGCAAAGUGCACGCUUCCGCAAGCCCUUGACCCAAACCAAGACGAUAUCACAAACCUUACCACGGCAGAGGGACGAGCGGGAGAGGAAAGGGGAGAAGGCAGAUGACAGAUCGAAGGCUCAUAUUAGCAGGCGGCAGCAUAACACGGCCGACAUCAAAGAUGGUGGCAAGAGGACUACGCACGAGCCGGAACCUUUUUCAGAUACCCCAGACGAAGAAAGGCAGGCUAGCACGCUUCGUUGCAACGAGUGUGGCAGACCAAAGCAGCGGCGCCCUCUUAACAUGAAGGACCAAUUCGACGGUAUCGGGGCCUUUAUGGAAAAUAACUCGCGACAGUUCCAAAAUCUUAAAGAGAAGUGGCAGAAGUCGGAGAGGAAGAGGCUGAGGAGUCUCGAAAAGUCUAUCUUUAGGCUGGAAGAAGAGCUUGAGGAGAAAUGGAGGCUUCUCGACCAAGGACUAUUUCAACUAGGUGAGCCCAGCGUCGCUCGUCUAGAUAGGAGACAUCAGCGAGCCUCUUGCGGCGAAAGAGAUGGUUGCGAUUCAUCUAAGGGUGACGAGAAAGGUCAUCCACAGGUAAUCCUCGAUGAGGGUCAAGAGAAGAGCAGUCCCCCAAAGAGUCUCGACAAGGAUAAAGAGGCGAGUCUUCAGAAACCCAUCGACAGGAGUGAAGAGAGGGACCGCCCCUUAGAACCCCCGGCAAGGACAAAAGGGGAGAGUCCUCGAAAACCUGUCGACAAGGGUAAAGAGCAGGGCCAAGAGUCCUCCCCGAAGAGCCUCAACAAGGAUAAGGGCAAGGGCUGUCUUAAGAAAACCCUCGACAAGGACGAAGCCAAGAGUCAUCCCCUAGAAACCCUUGACGAGGACAUCCUUGGUCUUAUAGGGGGUGGUUGCCCCUGCUCUAUCUACGGAUAUCCCGAAUUAGAGGCACUUCAAAGACGUGACGAAUUCUGCACCUGUCCUACUACCAUGGCUACAGAUUCUCUGCUCCUCCAACUCGAAACCUACCAUCGAGUGUCCCUCCUCAUGUAUGCCUGCCUCUUAUGGCUUGUGUAUCUCCCAUGCCGCCUCUGGCGGCGCAUAAAACCUCUCGACUUCUUGCCAGCCGGACUGCGCACGAUACUUUCCCUCCCACCCGCCGCUAGCGAUGCAGCCCCUACAAAGGGAACGGUCCCCGAGAUCCACUGGCCUCACUUUGACUCGACUGACUACUUCCGCAUCUUCUGUCAUUUCCUAUUCUUGAUCACGCUCCAAGUCUACAUCGCUGCCAGUCGGGAACGUGACCUAUGGCUCUGGGGCAACUCGCGCUUCAAGUCCACGUACGGCAUCGAACUCCUUCAUGGCCUUCCCUACCCGCGAUGGGGGCCCCGGGUUGACCCACGACUCAUGGCAUCUCACGGGGAGCUUUGGGAUCGCAUGACCUUUAUCAUCGGUUUAAUACCCGAGUUCCUAGUAGCGUCCUAUCUCUGGCUAGACCGGUACUUGGCGCUGCUAGGUGGUGCUCUUUGGACAGUUUUGAGGCGCACCAUGGGCGACGGAGUACUUCAGCAGGCUUUCGGAUAG
This is a messenger RNA of Parascedosporium putredinis, 3582 nucleotides long. Lineage: Eukaryota; Fungi; Ascomycota; Sordariomycetes; Microascales; Microascaceae. The record is from the annotation of a GenBank genome assembly.